Marmota flaviventris (yellow-bellied marmot) is the source of this 7841-nucleotide messenger RNA. RefSeq names its product leucine rich repeat kinase 2 (gene Lrrk2). Gene Ontology annotation, biological process: protein phosphorylation. Gene Ontology annotation, molecular function: protein binding; protein kinase activity; ATP binding. The record is from RefSeq and is a predicted model, not a curated record. Lineage: Eukaryota; Metazoa; Chordata; Mammalia; Rodentia; Sciuridae.
GGGGCCCGCGGGUAGCGCUGGCCGCCGGCCGUGAGCGGCUCUCGCCCGAGAGCAGUGGCCCCUACCCGCAGCAGUGGGCAUUCGUGCUGGGAGAGGUGCCGGGUUUGCCGCAGGAGCCACCAUGGCUAGUUGCAGCUGUCAGGGCUGCGUGGAGGACGAGGAAACUCUGAAGAAGUUGAUAGUCAGGCUGAAUAAUGUUCAAGAAGGCAAACAGAUAGAAACGCUGGUCCAAAUCCUGGAAGACAUGCUGGUGUUCACCUACUCGGACCAUGCCUCCAAGUUAUUUGAAGGCAAAAAUUUCCACGUGCCUCUGUUGAUCGUCCUGGACUCCUAUAUGAGAGUUGCCAGCGUGCAGCAGGUGGGUUGGUCACUUCUAUGCAAAUUAAUAGAGGUCUGUCCAGGAACAAUGCAGAGCUUAAUGGGACCCCAUGAUAUUGGAAAUGACUGGGAAGUCCUUGGUGUUCACCAACUGAUUCUUAAAAUGCUAACCGUUCAUAAUGCCAGUGUAAACCUGUCAACAAUUGGACUGAAGGCCUUAGAUCUCUUCCUAACUUCAGGUAAAAUCACUUUGAUGAUAUUGGAAGAAGAGAGUGAUAUUUUCUUGUUAAUUUUUGAUGCCAUGCGUACAUUUUCAGCCAAUGAUGAAGUCCAGAAACUUGGAUGCAAAGCUUUACAUGUGCUGUUUGAAAGAGUGUCUGAGGAACAACUCAUUGAAUUUGUUGAGAACAAGGAUUAUAUAAUAUUGUUGAGUGCAUUAAAGAAUUUUAAAGGUGAAGAGGAAAUUGUGCUUCAUGUACUACACUGUUUACAUUCCUUAGCAAUUCCUUGCAACAAUGUAGAAGUCCUCAUGAGUGGCAAUGUCAGGUGCUACAAUAUUGUGGUGGAAGCCAUGAAAGCAUUCCCUGUCCAUGAAAAAAUUCAAGAAGUGAGUUGCUGUUUGCUGUAUAGGCUUACAUUAGGUAAUUUUUUUAAUAUCCUGGUAUUAAACGAGGUACACGAGUUUGUGGUGAAAGCUGUGCAGCAGUAUCCAAAGAACGCAGCGUUACAGAUCUCAGCACUCAGCUGCUUAGCACUUCUCACUGAGACCAUUUUCUUAAAUCAAGACUUAGAAGAAAGGAAUCCGGACAAUGAUGAAGAGGAGGGAGAAGAUAAAUGGUUCUGGCUGGAAGCCUGUUACCGAGCCUUAACGUGGCAUAGGAAGAACAAACAUGUGCAGGAGGCCGCAUGCUGGGCACUAAAUAAUCUCCUUAUGUACCAAAACAGUUUACAUGAGAAGAUUGGAGAUGAAGAUGGCCAGUUCCCAGCUCAUAGGGAAGUGAUGCUGUCCAUGCUCAUGCAUUCUUCAUCAAAAGAAGUUUUCCAGGCAUCUGCAAAUGCAUUGUCGACCCUCUUAGAACAAAAUGUUAAUUUUAGAAAAAUCCUGUUGUCAAAAGGAAUAUACCUGAAUGUUUUGGAGUUAAUGCAGAAGCAUACACAUUCUCCAGAAGUGGCUGAAAGUGGCUGUAAAAUGCUAAAUCAUCUUUUUGAAGGAAGUAACACUUCGCUGGAUACAAUGGCAGCAGUGGUCCCCAAAAUAAUAACAGUUAUGAAAAGUCAUGAGACAUCAUUAUCAGUGCAGCUGGAGGCACUUCGAGCUAUUUUACAUUUUAUAGUGCCAGGCAUGCCAGAAGAAUCCAGUGAUGAAUCUCAGCAUAAGCUAAAUAUGGUUAAAAAACAGUGUUUCAAGAAUGAUAUUCACAAACUGGUCUUAGCAGCUUUGAACAGGUUCAUUGGAAAUCCUGGAAUUCAGAAAUGUGGCUUAAAAGUAAUUUCUUCUUUAGUACAUUUCCCUGAUGCAUUGGGGAUAUUAUCCUUGGAAGGUGCUAUUGAUUCAGUACUCCACACGCUGCAGAUGUAUCCAGAUGACCAAGAAAUUCAGUGUCUGGGUUUAAGUCUUAUAGGAUGCUUGAUUACAAAGAAGAAUUUAAGUGUAGGAACUGGGCAUCUGCUGGCAAAAAUUCUGGUUUCCAGUUUACAACGAUUUAAAGAUGUUGCUGAAGUACAGAUUAAAGGAUUUCAGACGAUCUUGGCGAUAUUUGAAUUGUCAGUAUCCUUUCCCAAGCUGCUGGUGCAUCAUUCAUUUGAUUCAGUAAUAUUCCAUCAGAUGUCUUCCAAUAUCAUGGAACAAAAGGAUCCACAGUUUCUAAACCUCUGUUGUAAAUGCUUUGCAAAAUUAGCUAUGGAUGAUGAGUUAAAAAGUGUGAUGCUGGAGAGAGCAUGUGAUCAGAAUAAUAGCAUCAUGGUUGAAUGCCUGCUGCUGCUGGGAGCUGACGCUAAUCAAGCAAACGAAGCAACUUCCUUAAUUUGUCAGGUAUGUGAGAAAGAGAGCAGUCCCAAAUUGGUGGAACUGUUACUGAACAGUGGAGCCCGAGAACAAGAUGUGCGGAAAGCACUGACAAUAAGUAUUGGGAAAGGUGACAGCCAGAUCAUCAGCUUGCUCCUUAGGAGGCUCGCUCUGGAUCUGGCCAACAACAGCAUUUGCCUUGGAGGUUUCUGCAUAGGGAAAAUUGAGCCUUCUUGGCUUGGUCCUUUAUUUCCAGAUAAGACAUCUAAUUUAAGGAAACAAACAAAUAUAGGAUCUAUACUAGCAAGAAUGGUGCUCAGAUAUCAGAUGAAAAGUGCUGUGGAAGAAGGAGCAGCUUCAGGCAGUGUUGGAAAUUUUUCUGAGGAUGUACUUGAUAAAUUUGAUGAAUGGACCUUUAUUCCGGAUUCUUCUAUGGACAGUGUAUUUGGUCAAAGUGAUGAUCUGGACAGUGAAGGAAGUGAAGGUUCAUUUCUUGUGAAAAAGAAAUCAAAUUCGAUUAGUGUAGGAGAAUUCUACCGUGAUCCUGUCCCGUUGCAGCGUUGCUCACCAAAUUUGCAAAGACAUUCUAAUUCAUUGGGGCCUAUUUUUGAUCAUGAAGACUUACUGAGGCGAAAAAGAAAAAUAUUUUCUUCAGAUGAUUCACUCAGGUCAUCAAAACUUCAGUCCCAUAUGAGGCAUUCAGACAGCAUUUCUUCCCUGGCUUCUGAGAGAGAAUAUAUUACAUCAUUAGACCUUUCAGCAAAUGAACUCAGAGAUAUUGAUGCCCUGAGCCAGAAAUGCUGUAUAAGUGGCCAUUUGGAGCAUCUUGAAAAGCUGGAGCUUCACCAGAAUGCACUCACGAGCUUCCCACAGCAGCUAUGUGAAACUCUGAAGUGUUUGACACAUUUGGAUUUGCACAGUAAUAAAUUUACAUCAUUUCCCUCUUACUUGUUGAAAAUGAAUUGUAUCCUCAACCUUGAUGUCUCUCGUAAUGACAUCGGACCCCUGGUAGUUUUGGAUCCUGCAGUGAAGUGCCCAUCGCUGAAGCAGUUUAACCUGUCUUAUAACCAGCUUUCUGCUGUUCCUGAGAACCUCUCGAAUGUGGUGGAGAAACUUGAACAGCUCAUUUUAGAAGGAAAUAAAAUAUCAGGGAUAUGUUCCCCUAUGAGCCUGAAGGAACUAAAGACUUUAAACCUUAGUAAAAACCAAAUUUCAUCUCUACCAGAGAACUUUCUUGAGGCUUCUCCAAAAGUGGAGAGUUUCAGUGCCAGAAUGAACUGUCUUGCUGCUAUGCCUUUCUUGCCUUCUUCUAUAACAAGCCUAAAAUUAUCUCAAAACAAAUUUACAUGUAUUCCAGAUGCAAUUUUAAAUCUACCACACUUGCGGUCCUUAGAUAUGAGCAGCAAUGAUAUUGAAUGUCUGCCAGGUCCUGCACACUGGAAAUCUUUGAACUUAAGGGAACUUUUAUUUAGCUAUAAUCAGAUCAGCAUCUUGGACUUGAGUGAGAAAGCAUACACAUGGUCUAGAGUAGAGAAACUACAUCUUUCUCAUAAUAAAUUGAAAGAGAUUCCUCCUGAGAUUGGCUGUCUUGAAAAUCUGACAUCUCUUGAUGUUAGUUACAACUUGGAACUGAGAUCUUUUCCCAAUGAGAUGGGAAAAUUAAGCAAAAUAUGGGAUCUUCCUUUGGAUGAAUUGCGUCUUAAUUUUGAUUUUAAACACAUAGGAUGUAAAGCCAAAGACAUCAUAAGGUUUCUUCAACAGCGGUUAAAAAAGGCUGUGCCCUAUAACAGAAUGAAACUUAUGAUUGUGGGAAAUACUGGGAGUGGUAAAACCACCUUAUUGCAGCAACUGAUGAAAAUCAAGAAAUCAGAUCUUGGAAUGCAGGGGCCCACGGUUGGCAUAGAUGUGAAAGACUGGCCUAUUCUAAUAAGAGGCAAAAAGAAGAAAGACCUCAUUCUAAACGUUUGGGAUUUUGCAGGUCGUGAGGAAUUCUACAGUACUCAUCCCCAUUUCAUGACCCAACGGGCAGUGUAUCUCGCUGUCUAUGACCUUAGCAAAGGGCAGGCUGAAGUGGACGCCAUGAAGCCCUGGCUCUUCAACAUAAAGGCUCGGGCUUCUUCAUCCCCUGUGAUUCUUGUUGGCACGCAUUUGGAUGUUUCUGAUGAGAAGCAGCGCAAAGCCUGCAUAAGCAAAAUCACCAAGGAGCUCUUGAAUAAGCGAGGGUUCCCUGCAAUACGAGAUUACCACUUUGUGAAUGCCACGGAAGAGUCUGACGCUUUGGCAAAACUUCGGAAAACCAUCAUAAAUGAGAGUCUCAAUUUCAAGAUUCGAGAUCAGCCUGUCGUUGGGCAGCUAAUUCCAGACUGCUAUGUAGAACUUGAGAAAAUCAUUUUAUCAGAGCGUAAAAAUGUGCCAAUCGAAUUUCCUGUAAUUGAUCGGAAACGAUUAUUACAACUAGUGAAAGAAAAUCAGCUGCAGUUAGAUGAAAAUGAGCUUCCUCAUGCAGUUCACUUCCUAAAUGAAUCAGGAGUCCUUCUUCAUUUUCAAGACCCAGCACUGCAGUUAAGCGACUUAUAUUUUGUGGAACCCAAGUGGCUUUGUAAAGUCAUGGCCCAGAUUUUGACAGUAAAAGUGGAAGGCUAUCCAAAACAUCCUAAGGGAAUUAUUUCACGUAGAGAUGUGGAAAAAUUUCUUUCAAAGAAAAGGAGAUUUCCGAAGAACUACAUGACACAGUAUUUUAAACUCCUAGAAAAAUUCCAGAUUGCUUUGCCAACAGGAGAAGAAUAUUUGCUGGUUCCAAGCAGUUUGUCGGACCACAGACCUGUGAUAGAACUUCCCCAUUGUGAGAACUCAGAAAUUAUCAUUCGACUGUAUGAAAUGCCUUAUUUUCCAAUGGGAUUUUGGUCAAGAUUAAUCAAUCGAUUACUUGAAAUUUCACCUUACAUGCUUUCAGGAAGAGAGCGAGCACUUCGCCCAAACAGAAUGUACUGGAGACAAGGCAUUUAUUUGAAUUGGUCUCCUGAAGCUUACUGUUUGGUAGGAUCUGAAGUCUUAGACAAUCACCCAGAGAGCUUCUUAAAAAUUACAGUUCCUUCUUGUAGAAAAGGCUGUAUUCUUCUGGGCCAAGUUGUGGACCACAUCGAUUCUCUCAUGGAGGAAUGGUUUCCUGGGUUGCUGGAGAUUGAUAUUUGUGGUGAAGGAGAAACUCUGUUGAAGAAAUGGGCAUUAUACAGUUUUAAUGAUGGUGAAGAACAUCAGAAAAUCUUACUUGAUGACUUGAUGAAGAAAGCAGAAGAAGGAGACCUCCUAGUAAAUCCAGAUCAACCAAGACUUACUAUUCCAAUAUCUCAGAUUGCUCCUGACUUGAUUCUUGCUGACCUGCCUAGAAAUAUUAUGUUGAAUAAUGAUGAGUUGGAAUUUGAGCAAGCUCCAGAGUUUCUCUUAGGUGAUGGCAGUUUUGGAUCAGUUUAUCGAGCAGCCUAUGAAGGAGAGGAAGUGGCUGUGAAGAUUUUCAAUAAACAUACCUCACUUAGGCUAUUAAGACAAGAGCUGGUAGUGCUUUGCCACCUCCACCACCCCAGCUUGAUAUCUUUGCUGGCAGCUGGGAUUCGUCCUCGGAUGUUGGUGAUGGAGCUAGCCUCCAAGGGUUCCUUGGAUCGCCUGCUUCAGCAGGACACAGCCAGCCUCACCAGGACCCUCCAGCACAGAAUCGCACUGCAUGUGGCUGAUGGCUUGAGAUAUCUACAUUCAGCCAUGAUCAUAUACCGUGACUUGAAGCCUCACAAUGUACUGCUUUUUACCCUGUAUCCCAAUGCUGCCAUCAUUGCGAAGAUUGCCGACUAUGGGAUUGCUCAGUACUGCUGUAGAAUGGGGAUAAAAACAUCAGAGGGCACACCAGGGUUUCGUGCACCUGAAGUUGCCAGAGGAAAUGUCAUUUAUAACCAACAGGCUGACGUUUAUUCAUUUGGUUUGCUACUCUAUGACAUUUUGACAACUGGAAGUAGAAUAGUAGAGGGAUUGAAGUUUCCAAAUGAGUUUGAUGAAUUAGCAAUACAAGGAAAAUUGCCUGAUCCAGUUAAAGAAUAUGGUUGUGCCCCAUGGCCUAUGGUUGAAGAGUUAAUUAAAAAGUGUUUGAAAGAAAAUCCUCAAGAAAGGCCUACUUCUGCCCAGGUCUUUGACAUUUUGAAUUCAGCUGACUUAAUCUGUCUGAUGAGACACAUUUUAAUACCCAAAACCCUUAUUGUUGAAUGCAUGGUUGCUACAAAUCCUAACAGCAAGAAUGCACGAGUUUGGUUCGGCUGUGGGCACACUGACAAAGGUCAGCUCUUGUUUCUUGACUUAAACACUGAAGGACUCACUUCUGAGGAGGUAGCUGAUAGUACUAUACUGUGCUUGGCCUUGGUGCAUCUUCCUGCCGAAAAGCAAAGCUGGAUUGUGUGUGGGACACAGUGUGGUACUCUCCUGGUCAUCAAUACCGAAGACGGAAGUAAGAGACACACCCUUGAAAAGAUGACUGAUGCCGUUACCUGUUUGUAUUGCAAUUCCUUUUCUAAGCAAAGCAAGCAAAAGAAUUUUCUUUUGGUGGGAACUGCUGAUGGCAAUUUAGUGAUUUUUGAAGAUAAGGCUGUUAAGUGUAAAGGAGCUGCUCCUUUGAAGACACUAAAUAUAGGAAAUGUCAGCACUCCACUGAUGUGUUUGAGUGAAUCCGUGAAUUCAGCUGAAAAGAACAUCAUGUGGGGAGGAUGUGGCACAAAGGUUUUCUCUUUUUCUAAUGAUUUCACUGUUCAGAAACUCAUUGAGACAAGGACAAAUCAACUGUUUUCUUAUGCAGCUUUCAGUGAUUCCAAUAUCAUAGCUGUGGCAGUAGAGACAGCUCUCUAUAUUGCUAAGAAAAAUAGCCCUGUUGUGGAAGUGUGGGAUAAGAAAACUGAAAAGCUCUGUGAACUCAUAGACUGUGUACACUUUUUAAAGGAGAUAAUGGUAAAAAUAAAUAAGGAAUCAAAGCACAAAAUGUCGUAUUCCGGGAGAGUGAAAACUCUUUGCCUUCAGAAGAACACUGCUCUCUGGAUAGGAACUGGAGGAGGCCAUAUUUUACUCCUUGAUCUUUCAACUCGUCGAGUUAUACGCAUAAUUAACAACUUCUGUGAUUCUGUUAGAGUCAUGAUGGCGGCACAGUUAGGAAGCCUUAAAAAUGUCAUGCUGGUUUUGGGGUACAAACGGAAAACUACCGAAGGUAUACAACAACAAAAAGAGAUACAAUCUUGCUUGUCUGUUUGGGACAUCAAUCUUCCACAUGAAGUGCAAAAUUUAGAAAAACACAUUGAAGUGAGAAAAGAAUUAGCAGAAAAAAUGAAAAGAACAUCUGUUGAAUAAGGUAUCAGAAGUCUUUGUCUUUAGAUAGGAAAAUUAUCUCUUGUAAAUAUCUCUUUAAAAUAUUUAUGUUAAAAGGAAUACUUCUAUCCUUUGAAACAACUCGUGUAUAUGAAUAAAUGUUUAUAUGUUUUAUUUUUAAUUUAAA